AUGUCCGCCUUUGAGGACGACGUCGAGGCGAUCCCCGAGCCUGCCACCGAGCCGAGCACUUCGGCGUUGCGGCACAAUAACCCGGACCGUGACCUCUCGCCAGAGCCCGACCAGGACCUGAACACCUCCCGCGGUGCACACCAGGUCUGGCUCGUCAAGGUCCCCAAAUUUCUCAUUGACGGAUGGAGCCAGGUGCACCAGGACGAUGUGCGCCUCGGCACGGUGCGCGUAUACGACCCCGACAACGAGGGAAACCAGCGCAUGGAGCUGCUGCUCCCAGACGGCCCCCAGCCCGCGAUUCCGGUCACGGACCCGAGCCAGCGUGCACAGUACAGCCACGUCCCGCGUGCCUACGAUAUGCGGCUCACGUCGAGCACGCAGGAUACGUACGUGAAAAAUUUGUACGCGUUCCAGGAGCAGCUCCUGGAUGACGACGAGGGCAGCGAUGCCAACGACGACGACGAUGUGGCGGAAAUGAGCGCGACCGACUUUUACCGCAAGCGCGCCCUCGGCGCGGGGCCCGCCCGUACGCCGAACAAGAAGAAACGUGUCACUGCGCUCACCGGCACCGUGUCGAACGAAACCGCACUGCAGCCGAAGCGCACGAUGCCGGUCAAGGCCGAGUCCAAGAAGCCGAUGCUCGGCUCGCGCUCGCUGAUCACGCCCGAGUACCGCGAGAUCCUCCGCAACCGCCACAAGAGCUCGACGACGCCAAAGCGCAGCGUCAAGAUGAUGGAGGAGUCGGACGCGGGUGUGAACAAUAUGCUUGCUGCGGGUGUCGGCAAGGGCCACGUCAAGUCGCGUGCGGCGAACCUCGUGGCGCAGGCCUCGCAGGCGCGCUCGAACCAGCCCCCGGAGAAGUUUGCGCGUAUGCCCCGCAACGAACUGCUCGACCUGCUCUUUACGCUCUUUGACCGCUACAAGCACUGGUCGCUCAAGCGGCUGCGUGAGGAGACGCAGCAGCCGUACGACUACCUGCGCCAGGUCCUGCAGUCGAUCUGCGACCAGCACCACAACGGGCCGUACGCAGGUACGUGGAGCCUGAAGCGGGAGUACAGCGAGGCACGGCGCGAGGAGCCAUCGUCUAGCGCCGCGCCCGCGCCGCCAAAGUCAAAAGAGGGCGAGGAUGCCGACAUGGAAGACGUGAUCUGA
This is a messenger RNA of Malassezia japonica, 1152 nucleotides long. RefSeq names its product DNA helicase. The coding region runs from base 1 to 1152 and encodes 383 amino acids. Lineage: Eukaryota; Fungi; Basidiomycota; Malasseziomycetes; Malasseziales; Malasseziaceae. The record is from RefSeq and is a predicted model, not a curated record. Gene Ontology annotation, biological process: transcription initiation at RNA polymerase II promoter; transcription by RNA polymerase II. Gene Ontology annotation, cellular component: transcription factor TFIIF complex. The transcript has 3 exons.